Penicillium lagena is the source of this 1773-nucleotide messenger RNA. RefSeq names its product PEX28-32 family peroxisomal membrane protein. Gene Ontology annotation, cellular component: peroxisomal membrane. Lineage: Eukaryota; Fungi; Ascomycota; Eurotiomycetes; Eurotiales; Aspergillaceae. Gene Ontology annotation, biological process: peroxisome organization. The record is from RefSeq and is a predicted model, not a curated record. Bases 1 to 1773 code for a protein of 590 amino acids. The transcript has 2 exons.
AUGGCCGCCCCAAACCUCCCCCAGGAUGGCCAGUCGGACUCCCAGCCGCCGACCGUCGCUGCCUUCUCGCCAUCCACCAUCACAGGCUCGGCCUUGACAUCGCGACAGCGCUCCAGUGUUAUCGUGCAUCGCAAAUCCCCACUGCUGGUAGCCACGCCGCCACCCAUCACCCGCGCUCUUGCCUACUCCCAUCCAUUCCUCCUACCCUUGAACAAACUUGUCGGCCUCCUCACAUGGACGAGUGGGGACCCGUGGCAGGGCUUUUUGCUCGUUGCUUGCUUUUGGACGGUAGUGCUGUAUAGCGAUGCCAUCAUUCUCUGGGCGGGGCCGAUCUUGGUCGUCCUCGGGUUGAUCCUAGGCAUGUACACGCGCCGCUACUCGCCCUUAUCCUCGACUGCGGCAACGGGUGAAAAACACCACAAACGUACGAACUCUUCGGAAAAUGGCACGCGCCACCACAAAAGCUUGGACGAGAUCGUCGAGACCUUGCGCACAUUUACCAUCAGGUGCAAUAUCCUGUUGGAGCCUCUACUCGACCUCACCGACUUCCUCUCCACCCAACGCACGGCGACGUCAGCGACUACAAAGCCGGCACUCACAGCUCUCUUCCUACGAAUCCUUCUCAUUACUCCGAUCUGGGUCAUACUGACUCUUCCGCCAUUCUACAUAAUCACCACCCGUCGCGUCGUCAUGACUGUCGGUACCCUCAUCCUCACCUAUCAUUCCCGGCCUGCGCGCGUAUCGCGCGUUAUUCUCUGGCGCUCGCGGGCUGUGCGGCGCAUCGUCGCUAUGCUCACAGGACUUUCCGUCGCAGACAGUCCGGACAAUUCCCAAAAAGCUCAGGCGCAGGGUCUAGGCCUCAACAUCGCGACUCGUCGACGGGGAGGCGCAGACGGAGUGCGAUUUACUUUCAUUGUGUACGAGAACCAGCGGCGCUGGCUGGGGAUUGGGUGGACAUAUUCCCUGUUCCCGGCGGAGCGUGCAGCCUGGACCGACGAGCAUCUGAACGCGGUCUCUCCGAAAGAUAAGUUUGAGUUACCGGAUGUUCCAACCGGAGACUCGAAAUGGCAAUGGGUGGAGGGCAGCGAGUGGCGCGUUGAGGGGAAAGAUGGUUCACCGAGCAGGAAAUCAGAUUCCAAGUCCCUCAGUGAGGGAUGGAUUUACUCUGAUAACAAGUGGAACGACGGCCGCCGCGGUCAAGACGGAUGGGACCGGUAUACAAGGCGGCGGAAGUGGUACCGCGACGCAGAACUUGUCGAAACCGGACUCGAAGAAAGCACCAACAACUCCGGGGAAACAGUUUCCAGCCUCACACAGGCGUUGGAACGCGAACCGAAAAAGGAUUCUCAGCAAACGGAAGCCGACCCCGAUGCCGAUGCGAAGAGCAUCGCCCCUUCGACCGCCUCCACGAAAUCUCGUCGACGGCGCUGGUUCGGGAGUACCAAGCAAGAUCGGGCCAGCAAUGGCGGCGAGUCCUCAUUUGACGUGGCUCGCACUACGGGAUCAAAUGUUGCUACUCCCGAGCACACUCCCUCACGACCAGUUAGUAUUCCGAAUUCUCGCAAGUCGUCCCAGCUUGGUGUCGGUGGAACGAGCUCUGGAAGCGGCAAAAACAGCAGUGUGGUAACGAGUGAUAGUGCUAGCAUACGAGAGAAGGAAAUGGCGAAGGUGCAGGACCAGCAUGAUCAGUGGGGGUCGCGUGCAGCAGGUGGCACGGAGAGAGCGGAGAGGGAGUGGGGGUUGAGCGAUGAUUUGAAUAUGGCAUUGAGCUGA